AUUUACAAUCAACUUACACUAUUUGACUGUUUCGAGCUAACAAACCUUGCUUCGUAUAUCAUGUCUUCAACUUACAGCAAAUGGUGGAGCUUCAAGUUUCUGGUUUGGUUGCAAGUAGUGUGCGCUUUUCUUCUUUUCGGAAAUGCAGCUUGUGGGCAAAUCGUCCGGACCCUGCCGGGCUUUCCUGGAACUCUUCCUUUCAGCCUUGAAACUGGAUACAUUAGUGUGGGGAGCUCGGAGCUUUUCUACUUGUUUGUGGAGUCUCAGGGAAAUCCUGAAGUGGAUCCUGUUCUUUAUUAUAUAGUUGGAGGCCCCGGCUGUGCUGCUUUGAACGGCUUCUUUUUCCAAACUGGUCCUCUGCAAUUUGAUGGAACCGCCUUCACAGGAGGUUUGCCAAAGUUGCAAUUAUACCCACACACAUGGACCAAGAGUGCGAGUAUAAUAUUUGUAGAUGCACCAAUUGGAUCUGGUUACUCCUAUUCAACAAACCCAGAAGAUUACGGGAUAUCGGACUUACAGUCAGCCAAUCAAUCUCAUGUAUUUAUAAGAAAGUGGCUAAAUCAGCAUCCCCAGUACAUCAAAAACCGAUUUUUUAUUGCUACCGAUUCAUAUUCCGGUGUACUUGCUCCCAUCAUCGCAAACAAUAUCCUAGAUGGCAAUAAUGCAGGACUUGAGCCAACAAUAAAUCUAAUUGGGGUUAUCAGUGGAUCACCGCGCAUGAACGGCAAAGAAGAACAAAGUUAUCAGAUAAUAUUAGCUCAUAAACUUGGACUCAUAUCUAAGAGUAUUUUCAACUAUGCCAAAGAGUAUUGCAAUGGCACCUACUUCUAUACAGACACCAGUUCAGUGAGUGCAGAAUGCCUUGAGUAUCUCCAAGUCAUCGACGAGUUGAUUGAACAAAUAAAUUUGGAAAUGGUGUUGGCUCCCAAGUGUAGCACAAUAUCGCCGAAAUUAGAAGAUGGAAACAGAAGGAGAUCUUUGAGACAGACUGACUAUUGGUGCAAGAAUUUCGAUUAUCUACUCUCCACCGUAUGGGCUAACGAUGAAGGUGUUCAAAGUGCUCUUCAUGUUCGAGAGGGAACAAUAAAAGAGUGGAGGAGAUGCAAUCUUACAUUUGCUGAUGGAACAUAUGAUUAUGAUGUGGAUAGUUCUUUCGACUACCACAAAAACCUUACCAAAGCAGGCCUCCAACUAUUGCUUUACAGUGGUGAUCAUGAUCUGGUCGUUCCACAUAUUUACACAGAAUAUUGGAUUGGCCUACUUGACAUAACUUUGGAUGAAGACUGGCGACCAUGGUUUGUUGGUGGUCAAGUUGCCGGGUACACAAUGAAGUAUUCAAACUAUGGAUACCGACUGACUUAUGCAACUCUAAAGGGAUCUGGGCACUCUCCGACUGAGUGGAAAGGAAGGGAUACUUAUGAAAUGUUUGAAAGGUGGAUACAUUUUUACCCACUUUAGGGGAUUGUCACAAUUUCAAUCGGGUUUUUAGGUGCACUUGAAUAAAUUUGAAAUUCGCAACUUUGCAACAUGUUGUGUUAUUUGAAUGUGAAGGAAAGUUUGUGAACAUUAAAUUCUAAUAACAUUUGAAUUGAAUCCAUUAAAUACA
Molecule: messenger RNA, 1606 nt
Organism: Mangifera indica (mango)
Lineage: Eukaryota; Viridiplantae; Streptophyta; Magnoliopsida; Sapindales; Anacardiaceae
Product: serine carboxypeptidase-like 11
Exons: 14
Coding region: 61-1458 (465 amino acids)
Biological process (GO): secondary metabolic process; proteolysis
Molecular function (GO): acyltransferase activity, transferring groups other than amino-acyl groups; serine-type carboxypeptidase activity
Source: RefSeq, a predicted model, not a curated record